CGGAGGCAGAGGCGUGAGCGGCGCUGGGCGGCCUGGGGGCUGCGAGCAGAUAAUUUUGGAACCUGAUGCAUAAGAAAUGGCUGGAAGUCAAGUGAACAUCCAGAGAAGAGCUUAAAGUUUCUCCAAAAACAUCCUUUCUACAAACACCGUGCUACCACGAUGUCUGUACACACCGUGUGUGACCGGAGCUCAGGCGGUGACCUGGGGCUCCCUGCCACCCCGGGGAGGCUGGCGCUGAGCAUCCUCGCCCGCAGCCGCCAGCUGCAGCCGGAGUCGGAAACGUCAGCACCUGAGGACAGGGCUGCGCUGCUGAGACCUGCGGGGAAAGCUGGAGGCAUCGACAGCACUUACGUAAUUUCUGCCUGUGAAAAACCAGAAGGUGCUCCCCUCCCGCCUCACCGUGCGGGCAGAUUGACACUUCAGAGGAGAGUCACAAGGAGCAAAGACUCCUCCUUGCUGGGGGGCGAGCGGGGAGGCGCGGCUGAGAAAACAGCAGAGCCACGGCUGAUGCCACGGCGUCGCGCUGAAGCAGCUGCUGCGGAAAAGCAGGAAACAACAGAAAGUAACCAUUCUUCGCCAGAAACUAGUAUAAACUGGAAAGUUGUAAAUCAUGAUAAAACCUUUUUUGUUGCACCUUCUGUACCUCCAGCUGCAGACCCCAAAGACGCUGACGUGCAGGCUGCUGAAAAAUACCAAGGAACGUUUCCUGCCCGCAGUGGGGCGGGCGAAGGCGUCGCCCUUGGGUCCUCGAGCGACAGAGCCCCCGUUGGCUCCCGGGGUCAGACAGAAGCUGUUAGAUCAGGGUGCUCGGCCACAAGACCUGCUCAGAGCAAGCUGGAUGUGAGAGCGUCAGAAACAGGAAACUUACAUCUCAGGGGUGCCGGGAAGGAUGUGGCGAAACUUUCAAAUAAAUAUGAAAGCUUGGAAAAAAGAACGCCCUCGAAGAGCCUUACAGAACACAGGUGGACACCGAAGCGAGGCCUGCCUCAGCUUAAGAGCCCGGCUGCGUCGGUGCCGAGAAGCAGAGUGCCCAGCCUUCAGGUUAAACAGAUGCCCAAAAGCUCCCUGCUCGCAAAUAAGAGGGAAAGGUUGCAAGAAAGUACGUUCCUCCUCGAAGAGGAGCCUGCGCUUCGGAAAACCUCUGCAGAAACAGACCCCUUAAAAGUGGAGAACAGCCAGGUGACAGUGGCGGUCCGAGUCAGGCCUUUCAGCAGCAGAGAGAUGACUGAAAGGUCCCCCCAGGUGGUCUUCAUGAACGGGGACGAAGUCGCCGUGGAGCACCCGGGCCUGCGACAGGUCUACAGUUUCGUUUACGACCUUGCCUUCUGGUCUGUUGACAAGCGUCACCCCGGCUUCGCCAGCCAGACGGCCGUGUACGCGGCGCUGGCAGCCCCACUCCUGCAGCAGGCCUUCCAGGGCUACAACACCUGCCUCUUCGCCUACGGGCAGACCGGCUCCGGGAAGUCGUACACGAUGAUGGGGUUUAGUGAAGAACCAGGAAUCAUUCCAAGAUUUUGUGAAGACCUUUUUGCUCAAGUGGCCAAAAAACAAACCCAAGAGGUCAGCUAUCACCUUGAAAUGAGCUUCUUUGAAGUAUAUAAUGAGAAAAUUCAUGACCUUCUGAUUUGUGAAAAUGGGCAGAGAAAGCAAACACUGCGAGUGCGGGAGCACCCCACCUCGGGGCCGUACGUCGAGGGCCUGAGCACGAAUGUUGUCAGUUCUUACUCUGAUGUCCAGGUUUGGCUGGAGCUGGGGAACAAGAAGAAGGCCACUGCCGCCACCGGGAUGAACGACAAAAGCUCCCGCUCUCACUCGGUCCUCACCCUGGUGAUGACCCAGACCAAGACGGAAUUUGUGGAAGGGGAGGAGCUGGAUCACCGAGUCCGGAGCCGUGUGAACCUGGUGGACCUGGCGGGCAGCGAGCGCUGCCCCAUGACGCAGACCAGCGGGGAGCGGCUGAAGGAGGGCGUGAGUAUUAACAAGUCCCUGCUGACCCUGGGCAAGGUCAUAUCUGCCCUCUCGGAGCGAGCCCAUGGAAGGAGAGUUUUCGUUCCUUAUCGCGAGUCAGUUCUUACAUGGCUGCUGAAAGAGAGUCUGAGUGGAAACUCGAAAACCGCCAUGGUGGCCACCGUGAGCCCGGCGGCCAGCAGCGUGGAGGAGACGCUGGGCGCACUGAGGUACGCCGCCCAGGCCCGCGCCAUAGUCAACGUGGCCCGAGUCAACGAGGACGUGAGCGCCAGGCUCAUCAGAGAGUUGAAAGCAGAAAUUGAAAAGCUGAAAGCGGCUCAAAGAAGCAGUCAGAAUAUUGACCCUGAGCGAUACCGGCUCUGUCGGCAAGAGAUAACGUCCUUAAGGAUGAAGCUGCACCAGCAGGAGAGAGACAUGGCGGACAUGCAGAGAAUGUGGAAAGAAAAAUUUGAGCAAGCUGAAAAAAGAAAACUUCAAGUAACAAAGGAGUUACAGAAAGCAGGCAUUACGUUUCAAAUGGACAACCAUCUGCCAAACCUGGUCAACCUGAAUGAAGACCCUCAGCUGUCGGAGAUCCUGCUGUACAUGCUCAAGGAGGGGACGACCACGGUCGGGAAGCACAGACCCAGCUCCGGCCACGACAUUCAGCUAGCGGGGGUGCUGAUCGCCGAGGACCACUGCACCAUCAGGAAUGUUGAUGGCACCGUGAGCAUCACCCCGGUGGGCGAAGCAAAGACGUACGUCAAUGGGAAACUCAUUUUGGAACCCACGGUGUUACAUCACGGUGAUCGGGUGAUUCUUGGUGGCGAUCACUAUUUUAGAUUUAAUCACCCAGGAGGAGUCCAGAAAGGGGACAGACCAUCCGGUAGAGACACUUUUAUGAGCGAGGGUGCAAAAGACUUUGAAUUUGCAAAAAACGACUUGCUCGCGGCCCAGAGAGGACAACUUGAGGCGGAAAUAAAAGAGGCACAGUUGAAAGCAAAGGAAGAAAUGAUGCAGGGAAUCCAGAUCGUAAAAGAAAUGGCUCAGCAGGAGCUCUCUUCUCAGAAAGCUGCGUAUGAGAGCAGGAUCAGCGCCCUGGAGGCCGAGCUGAAAGAAGAAUCUCAAAGGAAGAGAAUGCAGGAAAUAAAUAAUCAAAAGGCUACUCACAAAAUUGAGGAACUAGAAAAGGCAAAGCAGCGUUUUGAGCAGGAAGCACACGCCAGCAGAAAGCGCUUAGAGAUGGAGGCUUUGGCUACAAAACAGGCUCUAGAAGACCACCGGAUCCGCCACGCAAAAAUUCUGGACGCUUUAGAAACUGAGAAGCAAAGAAUUGCGAAGGAAGUACAGAUUCUACAGCAAAACCAGAGCAGCAGGGACAAGCCCCUCACAAUUCAGCCAAACUGGGGCUCCAUGAAACUCUCCCUGAUGAUUCAGGAAGCCAACGCCGUCAGCAAGAAGUUAGAAAAGAACUAUGUUUUUGGCAGACACGUUGUCCCGGAUAAAGGAGGUGGUUCUGACACGUGUGUUCAGGUCCGAAACCUGCAGCUAGGGGUCUCAACUGUCUGGAGUCUGGAAAAGUUUGAAUCUAAGCUUGCGGCAAUGAAAGAACUUUACGAGAGUUACGGUAGUAACAGGAGUGAAGAUGUCUUUUGUGACCCUGCAGACGAGUGGGAACCUGACAUUACGGAUGUACCAGUUUCUUCAUUUUCUAGAAGGAGGAGCAGGAGUCUGAUGAAGAACAGAAGGGUUUCCGGCUGUCUGCUCGACAUCGCGGCCUGCUCAGCCCAGGACGCCCGUCCAUCACGCUCGUCAGGCUUAGCGGGGAAAUCGAGCACCGUUUACCCUGGUUCUGCAGAAUCGCCUCUUCCCGGAGUUUGCAGAGAGUUGAUUGGUUCAUCGUUAGAGCUUCUGGGCCACAGUUACGAUGAAGAAAACACCGUGGCAGACAGCCUGAUCAGUAACCUCCUGAGAAUCUGCGAGGGCAUCCUUGCCAUUUCCAAAGCUCAGGAACAGGAUGAGGACAGUCAGUGUGACGUGUUCUCCGACGGGGCCACCCAGUCGCUCACCGUCCGGGUGGCGAGCGCUUUUGAGCAGCUGGUGGUGCUGACGAGGCUCUGGCUGAGGGGUGAGCUCCCUGGAGGCAGCGCCGCGGCUCUGCCGGAUGAGCUGAGGCAAGAGGUGGAAAGACUAGGAGGCUGCUUACAGUUAUUUCUGCAGGGCUGCUCCUCAGACAUUUCGUCAAUGGUGAAGGAGGCUCAGAAGCAAGUGACGCAGACUGUGCUCCGAGCUGUGAAGUGCGUGGGCCAGUUGGCAGCCCUCAGAGGAACCGAGCUGCACCCUCCAGAGAACAGCGACAGGAGGGCGGCUGGGGGCCAGGAUGAUUUCAUGGACGCCCUCUGUGAUGGCGUAGGCUCGGGGCUGGAGCAUCUGCUGGAUUCUGGACUAGAAAAAGCAGAAGAGUUAGCGCGUGAACUCCUGCGGCAGGACACCCCCAGCGAGGUCACCAAACGGAUGAAGGCCAGUGCCGUGGGGUUGAUCGGAUCCCUCGAACACCUCUUUGCUGAGUGGAAAACAAAGAGUUUCAGAACGCAAGAAGAAAAUCCUGAAUACCAAGACUUGAAGAAGAUGGUUAACCUUGCCCCAGAGUUCUUGAAGUUAAAACGUGGCUUAGAGCAAACCAUUCAAAUGACUGUUUCUGCAAUGAGAGGCUGCCGCGGUGACGUGAGCCUUCUCAAGAAUUGUAUCGAGAGUCUCUGCAGCUCUGCCAGAGCCGUCCAGGCACGGGGCCCUGCCUCUGCCCAAAGCUCUGCGGGGAGCAGGGCUCGGGGGGACCACGGGGCCUUGGGGUCUCUGGCCACCUCGCUCCUCUUGUGUUUUGAAUCUGAAGAAAGACCGGAUCUGCUGGAACCUUGGGACGCGUGUAACCAAGGCCCCGGAGCAGAAGGCUGAGCGCCGUCUGUGUGG
This is a messenger RNA of Vicugna pacos (alpaca), 4914 nucleotides long. RefSeq names its product kinesin family member 14 (gene KIF14). Gene Ontology annotation, molecular function: microtubule binding; microtubule motor activity; ATP binding. Lineage: Eukaryota; Metazoa; Chordata; Mammalia; Artiodactyla; Camelidae. The record is from RefSeq and is a predicted model, not a curated record. Gene Ontology annotation, biological process: microtubule-based movement.